Messenger RNA from Microcebus murinus (gray mouse lemur), 681 nucleotides. The record is from the annotation of a RefSeq genome assembly. Lineage: Eukaryota; Metazoa; Chordata; Mammalia; Primates; Cheirogaleidae.
AUGAACGAAAAUUUAUUCGCCUCAUUCAUUAUCCCAACAAUCGUAGGAAUUCCCAUCGUAAUUUUUAUCAUUAUAUUCCCAAGUAUUUUCUUACAUAACCCUUAUCGCCUCAUCGGAAACCGAUUAAUAUCCUUACAACAAUGAUUUAUUAAAUUAGUACUUAAACAAAUGAUAGCAAUUCAUAAUAUCAAAGGACGAACCUGAUCACUUAUAUUAAUAUCACUAAUUCUAUUUAUUGGCUCUACAAAUCUUCUAGGUCUUUUACCUCACUCAUUUACUCCCACCACUCAACUAUCUAUAAAUCUAGGCAUAGCUAUUCCUCUAUGAGCAGCUGCAGUAAUUACAGGCUUUCGCCACAAAAUAAAAGCAUCCCUAGCCCACUUCUUACCUCAAGGUACACCCAUUCCUCUUAUCCCUAUACUAAUUAUCAUUGAAACCAUUAGCCUUUUUAUUCAACCUAUAGCAUUAGCCGUUCGACUAACAGCCAAUAUCACAGCAGGUCACCUGCUAAUUCACCUAAUUGGUGGAGCUACAAUAGUAUUAACUUCAAUCAGCCCAACUGUCUCCUCAAUCACGUUCACCAUUUUAAUUCUUCUCACAAUCCUUGAAUUUGCUGUUGCCCUUAUCCAAGCAUAUGUUUUUACCCUAUUAGUAAGUCUUUAUUUACAUGAUAAUACCUAA